Molecule: messenger RNA, 1495 nt
Organism: Misgurnus anguillicaudatus (oriental weatherfish)
Lineage: Eukaryota; Metazoa; Chordata; Actinopteri; Cypriniformes; Cobitidae
Source: RefSeq, a predicted model, not a curated record
AUGUUGCUGCUCUUAGGGCAGGAAAACUGUGCUGUAUUAAUCUGAAUGUCUGAUGUGGUGUUAUGUUAUUGCUCUUAGCUGCCAAAGACAAACUUCUGUAAUUGUUCAUUAACAAAGUACCAAUUAUAGUACGAACUUUUAACACCUGUGUUAAUAUUUGUGAUGUGUUAAUAUAUUGUCAUUAUGUCAACUUAUAGCCCUCUCUUCAAGGGGAAUUUCUUUUGGAGAAAAAUGAAUGUCUUAAAAAUUAUGAAGUCAGAAGGACUACAUAGAGAAUCCAAAAUUGGACAAAUUGGUCCUUAUCCACUUUAUGUGAAAAGUUUUGAAUCACUAAUAGACAACAACAAAGUGUCUGAUGAGGUCAUGGAUGCCUUGUUUCACCUGUUCAGCAUGAGGCAACCUGAUGUUCUGGCUAUUAAUACCCACACCCUGACUGAUAUUCUGGAAGGGAAACCAAGAGCAAGGAGCCGUUACUUUACCAAGAGGAACAUCUUUGAAAACAUAAAGGAGAUCAUCGGUCCCUAUCUGGAGUGUGGGAAUCACUGGACCUUUUUUCACUGCAGUAUUGUUGAUCAUACUAUUACUUACUUAAAUUCACUGGGGGAAGAAGAUGAACAGUACUACAAAUUAGCAGAAAAUUGGAGCAUAUUUGCUGCAUCAAAAGGCUACCGGGGACCGUGGAAAAGAACAAAGAGGAACCAUACCCUUCAGAAUGACACUAUUUCAUGUGGCGUUUUUACAGCAGUGUUUGCUGAGGCUUUUUUAGGUGACACAAGGGGCUAUCUUGCAUGCUCGCCUGUACUGCAGGAGAGAGAACGACUGGGGAUAUUUCUAUUCAGUUCACUUGGGGGAUUUCUGGUGGAAAGUGUUUUGAAGGUUUCGGACUUUAACCAAGCAAAAAGAUACCUGGUUACAUCAGAAGAACUGCAAAGGAGAUGCUCCCUACCAGAAUGCUACUCCGCAAACACAGUAGUGGCCUACCUACGGAAGGCCAAGGGCCAAAAACAGAAAAUUACAGAGAAGUUGGUGGAGUUGGAGGUGACGCCCUCAAAGCGCACAAAGUUAACUUCACAGUGCUCAAAACUUUGUGAAGCUUCAUCUCUGUUUGGUACCAUUGAAUGAACUGGGCUAAGCUAAGUGCUACCAAAGUGUCGCCGCACGCCACAGCGCUUGCGUGCACCCACUAAGAUGAUAGAGGUAUAUGUAUCAACUCUUCUUAGUAAAGGUGAUAACAGUUUAAUAUGACAAAACGAUGGAGUAUCCCUUUAACUCUGAGUCAAACUACUUUGUGUCGAUUGAACUAACUCAGAUCAGCUGUUCUGUACCCAAAACUCUGAAUUGUUGAACCACCUUACUGAAACAGGCCCCUGAUCUGUUACUUUAACCAUGACAUGUUUGUAUAAGCAGAAUUCACAACCAGAAAAUAUUUGCACACUUGAUCUUUAUAAAUGUAUUGUGUGCAAAUUAGACAUCAUUUCAAAUAUUUACAUUGUGU